UGAGCAGGGAAUUCGAGGUGGGCUCAUUGUUUUACUACCCGUCAGAAAGAAAUGACCUGAUGAUCGUGCCGCUCAUCGCGCAGCACAUCCCCGGCUUCAACAUCACCGUCUCGGACACCAACUGCUACUCUAAGAAUAACACGUUGAUCCCUGUCACCCCUCUCUGCUGCGACCCGCUCACCAUCCCCGCCACCUGCCCGCCCGGUGCGGUCAACAUGACGGCCGCCAAGGGCGUGUCGGGCCGCCCCCUCGACCCGGCCGUCUGCGCCCACUUCCCCUACUCCAACGCCACCCGGCCCUUCCCUGACCCUUACAGCCUCGACGUCAACACUCCUUACAUCUCCACUCCUGCUCCUUCGCCCUCCCCUCCCGCUCGUGCCCUUUCUCCGCCUACCCUCUCUCUGCCAGACGCCACUACCGGUGCUCCCCCCCCCAAGGCUGCUGGGCUGAGUGGAGUAUCUCUCUCUGCUGCAGCUCUGCUGAUGGUUGUGCUGAUGGCGGGCCCAGAGAACGCACCGCCUCACCCCACUCUUCCCACGCCAACCGUGCUCGCAACACCGCGACUCUCGCAAUCCCCGCCCGUCGCCUCCCUGCUCGUGCGCAUCGCGCCCAUGGCCACGCGCGCAAUCAGCCAUGGUUUUCAUUUCGCUACUUCCAUCCCGCCAGUCCGCAAAGCCCGCACGCCUCCGACCCCGUCCUUUUCGCGUUCCCCAGGCCCUCCGCUCCGCCGCUCCGCUCACGCGCGGAGUUUUUCCGCGCGUGCGCAGUCGUUGCCCGCGGAGCCGGCGGGUCGAGGCGGAGCGGACGGGCGCACGCGCGCGGGGGGCUGCGCGGGGUUGCCGGUGGUGCACCACGCGCUGUUCAGCGCGCCGCAACUGGCGCCGGGGCACCGGUUUCCAAUGGGCGUGUUCGAGGCAAUUCACGCCAUGCUGCUGCGCGAAGGGGUGGUGCGCCCCGCGCAGGCGAGUUUCGCGCGCACGCCUUCGCCGUCCUGCCUGCACACUUACUCCCCCCUCUCUUCUCCUCCCCCCUCUCUUCUCCUCCCCCAUCCAUGUUGCUUCCCAUUCCUCCGCCCGCUGUCAUCGCUCUCACUCGCGCUCCACCACCCUCUCGCUCUCCAGGUGGUCACGCCACACCCCAUGCCGCCCGUUUCCGACCUGCUUCGAGUAGAUUUCCUCGCCUGGUUGCUCGCUCUCUCCCUCCCCAUCCCCCCGCGCUAUUAUGAAUUCAGCAACCCCGACCACGCACUGUCAGCUCUCUGCACCGCCCCAAGAAGCGUGCACUGUGCGCAGUACCUGGCGCAGGUCUGCCAGGGCGCGCUGCCCUCGGCUGCCAUGCGCCGCAUUGGCUUCCCCUGGUCGCCCACCCUCGUUAGACGAACUCUCGCCGAGGGCGUUGGAGGGCGGCUGCUCCUGCGUGAAGCAUGUGUGUGCAGUGUCUCACCUCCUCAUGCUCCGUUGCUCUUCCAUCCUGUCUCCCCACCUCGCUCGUCCCCUCCUCUCUUCCCCCCACCUCUGUCUUCCCUUGAUCCCUCCUCCCACCUUUCUCCUCCCCCUCCCCAACUCUCUCCUGCCUCUUUCCUCUCUCUCCUCCCCUCUCUCCUCCCCACUCUCCUCCCCACUCUCGUCCCCCCUCUCUCCUCCCCACUCUCCUCCCCACUCGCUCCUCCCCCUUCCCCCAGGUGGCAGGCACGUUGGAGACGGCACAGCUGGCACUGGAACAUGGACUUGCAUGCAGCACGGCAGGAGUUUUCUUUGGAGGAUGAUGAGGGUGAGUAUGAGGCACGUUCGUCUCCUCCUCUCCCCGCUGUCUACCCCACCUGCCUCUGCGUGUUGAGAAGUGGAGCCGGCAGGAGGGAGCACUUAGCAGAGCAUGGGAGAAUAAUGAAUGGGCUCGUGCGUAGGCCGUUGAAUGGCGAGGGAUCGGUGCAGGUGGUGGCAGUGCGGCUUUUGGGUGGGUUAGGGCGCAUCACCUCGGGGCUGGAAGGCCCAAAUCCGAACAUACGCACGCACCAUGCGUUUCGAGCCCACGGGUCGGGCUACUGCAUUCUGAACGACCUUGCUGUCACGGCCGCUGCCCUCACAGCCUCCUCCUCCCUGCACCCCUUGCCACCGCCCUCGCCACUGCCACCGUCGCCACUAGCAGCAGAGCUUUCGCCAACCCAAGAAGCAUCAGUGCAAUCACAAUCACAGACAGCAUCAUUGCCGUUGGUGUUGCCAGCAGCACCAUCAGCAGCAGCAGGUGCAGCUGGUGAGGGCGAGCAGGAGGACGACGUGUGGAGAGAGCUGCUGGAGGGAGCAGCAGGCGGUGGGAGCGAGAGGGCGGUGAUGAAGCGAGUGCAGCGCGUGGCAAUAGUCGACCUGGAUGUGCACCAGGGUGACGGCACAGCAGCCAUGCUGUCUGCAUGCCCUAGUGUGUUCACCUUCAGCAUGCACUGUGGCGCCAACUUCCCCUCCACCAAACAGAGCAGCGACUUGGAUGUGGACGUACCAGAGGGAACGGGGGAUGCUCAGUACCUUGCCCUGCUUGCUCACCACCUCCCCUCGGUACUCGCAUCAUUCCGCCCUGACCUUGUGUUGUACGAUGCUGGUGUCGACCCACACAAGGGUGACGCCCUCGGCAAGCUAUGCCUCACUGACCAGGGCCUGUUUCGCAGAGACAUGCAGGUGAUGGACACGUGUGUGGGCAUGGGAAUCCCAGUGGCGGCAUACGUGGGAGGCGGGUACCACCGUGAUCUUCAGGUGCUGGCCCAUCGGCACUGCCUCUUGCACCGAGCAGCAGCUGAGGCAUGGCAAGAUCAUGGCUUGUAG
Closterium sp. NIES-65 is the source of this 2810-nucleotide messenger RNA. NCBI's taxonomy places the organism in Eukaryota, Viridiplantae, Streptophyta, Zygnematophyceae, Desmidiales, Closteriaceae. The record is from the annotation of a GenBank genome assembly.